Messenger RNA from Blumeria graminis f. sp. triticale, 135 nucleotides. Lineage: Eukaryota; Fungi; Ascomycota; Leotiomycetes; Helotiales; Erysiphaceae. The record is from the annotation of a GenBank genome assembly.
AUGGAGCUUAACUGUCUUAGGACUGGCGCAGGCUUCUUGACCCUAAUAUCUGAUGGGGUCUCUGGCGCUAUCCUUGGUGAGAAAUAUAUACAAAUUUUGACGCUGUAUCACGGACCAUUUCCACAACACCGUUAA